This is a messenger RNA of Salvelinus fontinalis (brook trout), 1814 nucleotides long. RefSeq names its product biotinidase-like. Lineage: Eukaryota; Metazoa; Chordata; Actinopteri; Salmoniformes; Salmonidae. The transcript is spliced from 6 exons. Gene Ontology annotation, molecular function: hydrolase activity, acting on carbon-nitrogen (but not peptide) bonds, in linear amides. The record is from RefSeq and is a predicted model, not a curated record. Bases 21 to 1751 code for a protein of 576 amino acids.
UGGGAACUGGUCAUUCUGCCAUGUCCCUCCGUGUUUACCUGGCAGUGGUGGUUGCUGUUCUCCAUCUGUCCCCGGUAACGUUAACCCGGGCUGGGGACAGGACAGAGGGAACUCCCGGUCCAUCUUACGUGGCCGCAGUCUACGAGCACCAGGUGAUUUUGAACCCAGAGCCGCACGUGCCUCUGUCUCGGGCCGCGGCGCUCGAGCACAUGAUGAGGAACCUGAAGGUCUAUGAGGAGCAGGCCGCGCGGGCAGCGGAACAGGGGGCUCAGAUCAUAGUAUUUCCAGAGGACGGUAUCCAUGGGUUCAACUUCAGUCGUCUGUCCAUCUCUGGUUACCUAGAGACCAUCCCUGACCCACUGACGGAGGACUGGAACCCCUGUACACAGCCUGACAGACACAAUAACACUGAGGUCCUCCAGAGUUUGAGCUGCAUGGCUCGACGUCACCAACUAUACCUGGUGGCCAACAUGCCUGACCUCCAGCCCUGCCCUCUGACCUCUCACCCCACCUGCCCCCCCGACGGGCGCUGGCAGUUCAACACAGAUGUAGUCUUCAGGUCUGAUGGUUCCCUGGUGGCUCGCUACCACAAACAAAACCUGUUCUUCGAGAAGGAAUUCGAUACCCCGCCCAGACUAGAGGUGGUGACCUUUGACACGCCGUUCGCCGGACGGUUUGGAGUGUUCACCUGCUUUGACAUCCUGUUUCACGACCCUACUGUCAGACUACUGGAGAAGGGUAUCAGACAGAUGAUCUUCCCCACGGCCUGGAUGAAUCUGCUUCCUCUACUAACAGCGGUUCAGAUCCAGAGAGCGGUCAGUCUGGGAGCUAACGUCACUCUGCUGGCGGCUAACCUCAGGCAUGACAGCAAGGCUAUGACGGGCAGCGGCAUCUUCACCCCUAGUACUUCCAUCUAUCACCACGCCUUCCACCACCCUGGGAAGCCAGAGGAGGGGAAGCUGCUGGUGUUGAGGAUACCUGUACUGGACAGUGACUGGCUGGCAACACAGAAGCAGGCAAAGAGGCAGGGGGAGACAGGAGGAAAGGGUGAGGCAAAGGGGCAGGGGGAGACAGGAGGAAAGGGUGAGGCAAAGGGGCAGGGGGAGACAGGAGGAAAGGGUGAGGCAAAGGGGCAGGGGGAGACAGGAGGAGAGGGUGAGGCAAAGGGGCAGGGGGAGACAGGAGGAAUGGGUGAGGCAAAGGGGCAGACAGGAGGAGAGGGUGAGGGUGAACCUCUCUCUGCUUCUCUUCCUACCCUCUCUCCCAAUCCCUCCCCAUCCCCCUCUCACUUCAUCUCCUCUAUGAUGUGUGACCCAUUCUCCUUCGUCCUGCUGCAUGGUUCAGAGGGCCAGCUGACUGUGUGUGACGGUCCUCUCUGCUGCCAUCUGCAGUACCGACGGUCCCCACAGGGUGGCAAUACGGAGCUCUAUGCUCUAGGGGCAUUCGCUGGCAAUCACACGGCUGAUGGACACUUCGCCCUACAGGUAUGUGCGUUGGUCCGGUGCUCGGGGUCGGAGGUCAGCUCCUGUGGAAAGGGAGUGGAGGAGGCAGAGUCUAGAGUGGACUUCCGGUUGGAGGGGAAGUUCGGAACGCGUUAUGUUUACCCGUCGUUGCUAGGUAGCGGCAUGGUUGUAGAUCGACCCGACCGGAUCGAGAAGACCACAGACGGUCGAGUGACCAUGGAACACUCAGGGAUGUCCGUCGGACUGGUGACCGCAUGUCUCUACGGCAGAGUGUACGACCAGGACUAGGGUGUGUGUGUGAGUGUGAGAGCGAGAGAGAGAGAGAAAAUAAAGUAAAUAUAUGUUCUCCAA